CUCGUCCGUUUGUCCCUAAUCAUCUGGGGGUGGAUCCAAGGUGGCGAAUGACAGCAGUGCACAUAAGACAUGUGAUUAUACAUAUAUAUGUUGCUGGCAGGAUAAGAUAUAGUGGAGAGAGAAAAUAAUGAGCAUAUGAUGGAAUCAUUACACAACCGGAGAUAUUUAUCGUCUUGAAAAAAAAAUCCCUGUAUGAAUCGUCUUCCCCAACAAGUUUCUCGGGAAAAUAAACGCAUUUCUCAGCGGAAUAGAGCGAUGCUGUGAGCUCGCGACUUGUGGGGAUCAGUGAAUAUCGUUAACGAAUUCAAGAGAGAGAGAGAGAGGGAGGCCCUUUGUGUUUCGGUCACCGUGGAAUGCUUUCAAUGAGAAGUGGAUGCCCAGUGUAAAUACAAGCGAUAAACACAAGAUAUCGACCCAUUGACUAGUAUUGACCAAUAUAAACAUUGAGGCUGACGUCCUUAUCAUAGGAGAUUUUAAUUUUUUUCAAUUAAUACUUCAACGGAUUGCUUCUUAAUUCACGGUAAUGACCUAAUCAUCAAAAGACCAUUUUGUGUGAUACACCUUGUACUGACCAAGUGUAAUGUGAUAUGGAGACCAUUAAAUAAAGCUAUGAAGAUCUAUGUGACGUUGAGAAAUGGAGGGGACUCGCAUUUAUAAGAACUUUCAUCAGUGGUUGCUGCCCCCUCGGGCUGUCGUGGGGGUACUGGGGCUAGCCUCUGUCUUUGUGUUUGUGGGUAUUGUGCUGCUGGCUAUUGGAAGUCCGGGAUUAACGGUAGGAGGGGCGAUAUUUUUCGGUAUUGGCCUGAUCCUGAUUUUGAUCUGCCUGCUGUUGUGUAUGCACGCCUGUUUUGUACUGUACGUCAAAGACGAAGCCACGCAAACCCAAGCUGUAAGUUUUAAUGACACCACAAUUUCAGACAACAAGAGAACUUCAGACUUUAUACCAACGUAUGCCGUCAUUGACAAAAAACCGCCACCUUCCCCAUCCAGUGUCCGUAAUGGUCGAAUCGGAGGGGGAGCAGGAGCAUCGAAAAAGUUUGUGACUCUCGGUGGGAACCCCCCUCCCAGUGCUACAGUAGUGACCUAUCAAGACAGGGGGAACUCGGUGCCAUAUCAAACUUCGCUGACAUAUCCUCCCGCAAUUGAAGGAGGUAAUCUUAAAUACUCAACAUACAAUGCGGGGCAACCCUCGUAUGAGUUUCAGCAACAACCACAGCAACAUUACUACACGCAGCAGCAGCAGCAGAAACAACAAAUCGCACGACAGCUAUUUCCGGUUAAUUCCUCGCAGCCGACUCCGUAUAGCACUUUAAGUUCAAGACAGCAACAAAGAUCUGAUAAUUAUGCUGUACAGGUCUAUCCCGGAUUUAGCUCGCGUUAUGAUGAAGAUUACGAUAAUCCGGGAGAUUCUACGCCAAUGUUAAACCAGCAGUCUCCUCGAUGGACAACUAACUCUUCUGUAGCAGACGACAUCCCCGAACCUACUCCUUUGGUGCAUCCGUCUGCUAAACGACCCAUGACGUUUGAUCAGGUUUCAUCAUCUAAGAUGAGCAUUUAUGACAAUGUACAAUUCGGGCUAAAUAAGUUGGAUGAAGAAGAAUGAUUGAUUUUGUACUUGACGCACUGAGUACCUUAUAACUAUUGUUAAUGUACGUUGUGUGUACCGUAGCAUUGUGUUUUUGCAUUAUAUUUUUACUAUGUUACAUAUAAUAAUAUUUACAUGUGAGUGGUAAGAAAAUGGAUCCGGAUAUAUAUACUCGUACAUACCUAUAUAAAUGAGCAUGGAACGUCUAGCUUGAGACUGAAAUUAAAUAUUUUGAGAGCAAAAAA
This is a messenger RNA of Saccostrea cuccullata (small rock oyster), 1830 nucleotides long. RefSeq lists its product as uncharacterized. Bases 635 to 1603 code for a protein of 322 amino acids. The transcript has 3 exons. The record is from RefSeq and is a predicted model, not a curated record. Lineage: Eukaryota; Metazoa; Mollusca; Bivalvia; Ostreida; Ostreidae.